AUGGGGAGGAGGUGUCUAAAGCCCUCGAUUCCCAAUGUCAAACGACAGUGGUGCCUCCACAUGCCCCUCCUCUCCAUUCCUCCUAUUCCACCUUACAUGCCACCAUCAGUGGCAUCUCUGUUCAUGGUCGAAAACAAGCACAUAAUUCAUAUAUCCCUAAUUAUAUAUCCUUACCCGGCCCGAUUUCUUCUCCUCACAUCUUCUCUUGACCUAAUUUUCCUUACGGCGGCUGCGGCAAUUUUUUCACCUUCUCUGGACUGGUUUGGAUUUGACGUGGCUGGGAGAGACUUUCGGUUUUAUUUACCUUUGUUAGGGUUGGUAGGUGAAGAUGAUGGUGGUAUUGAUGUAGAAGAAGGAUUUGGACUGAGAAGGAUCUCCAUAAGAUUAUCUUCAACUCUAUCUUUUUCAUGUUCUUGUAUGAUAUUGGAAUUUGGAUACUAUGACAUGUUUGUUAUAACUUUAUUGUAGUGUUUGGUUUAGGAUGUUAGUUGUAGUUGUAUAUUGUUGUAGUUUGUAUUGUUGGAUGAUGAUGUGUUGUAUUGUUAGUUUUAUGCUCUUAGUUUAGGUUGUAUAUGGAACAACAUGUUUUAAUGGUGUAUGUGUUUGGGUUUAUAUUAUUGAUGUUUGAAUUUAUUUUGUUGUACACUAAUAUGUUUGUUGAUUUAUGAUUUAUAUUUGUGUUAUUGUGUUUAGUGGUGAAUAUGUUGAAUCUGUUAAUGUGUUUAUAGUGCUGGAUAUGUUGAAUCUGUUUGAAUCUGUUUAGUGUGUUAUAUAUGUUGAAUCUGUUUGAAAAAAAUUGUAAUAGGAAAAAAUAUUGAAAUUAUAUAGGGCUGGAUAAUUUUUUUUAUUUUUGGGACAAAUUUUGCAACGAAUUUAGAUUCGUUGGAAAUAUCGUAUUUUAUCA
This is a messenger RNA of Zingiber officinale, 904 nucleotides long. RefSeq lists its product as uncharacterized. The record is from RefSeq and is a predicted model, not a curated record. The coding region runs from base 1 to 468 and encodes 155 amino acids. NCBI's taxonomy places the organism in Eukaryota, Viridiplantae, Streptophyta, Magnoliopsida, Zingiberales, Zingiberaceae. The transcript is spliced from 5 exons.